Messenger RNA from Colletotrichum tamarilloi, 216 nucleotides. RefSeq lists its product as uncharacterized. The annotation marks the transcript as partial. The transcript has a single exon. The record is from RefSeq and is a predicted model, not a curated record. NCBI's taxonomy places the organism in Eukaryota, Fungi, Ascomycota, Sordariomycetes, Glomerellales, Glomerellaceae.
CUCUUGCCUGCCGCCGAGUCUUUCGGCACGAGGCGUUGCGCAGCCGCAUACCUGUCAGUCGAUCAUUCAAAUUGGGGACGAUUCCAGAAGUUGAGGCGAGUCUUCUUUUGGAACGUCAAUGCUCACGGGCUGGGCCCCCCAUCGAUCCCAUCUUUGCAAGUUGUCCGGAACCAUCCGUUCCGCUGGAUUGAGGCUUUGAUGGACAUGUUCAUCUGA